Messenger RNA from Mytilinidion resinicola, 639 nucleotides. RefSeq lists its product as uncharacterized. The record is from RefSeq and is a predicted model, not a curated record. Lineage: Eukaryota; Fungi; Ascomycota; Dothideomycetes; Mytilinidiales; Mytilinidiaceae. The transcript has a single exon. Bases 1 to 639 code for a protein of 212 amino acids.
AUGGCAGAAACUCAGGGCCUCCAGCUCUCGAUCGAAUUAGCCGAGCAGGUCAUAGUUAACCUGGAAGAGUACACUCCCCAUGAGCGUAUCGAUCUCCUCACCCCCGAAUCCAUCCAAAACAUCUUGAACGCCCGGCUCCAGGGCUCUGGAUGGCGCUUCGCCGCCUGGCGCUCAUUCGCCAAGAUCAUCGGGCAGACGCCAUUCCACCCAACUAGGGCCAGCAUACAAGAGCUGGAGAACCUUUCACGAAUCCCAGAGCUCUGCAUGUGGAUCGACACUCUCACGAUCUUCGGAAAAGCCUUCAGGAAGCGGAUCGACUGGAUCGAGCUAGAAGUUGCUGUACACGCAGAGGACCCCGAUAUCUUGUCGCAUAUAGCAGCACAGGAGGAGCAGUUUCUCUACGUUACUGGAGGUUGCCAGAAGGGGUAUUAUAUGGCACGACCACAACCUGAGACCACGGAGUUCGAGCAGGAUCUAGCGAGGAUUCUGGCGCGGUUUCCGAAACUCAAACACCUCCGCUACGUGCGCACGGUUGAAGGCCAUCUCAAAGGCUGGUCGGGAGCUGCGAUGCUCUCUCCCAAAGCCUUCUACACGGACGAGGGCAAGCCAUACGAGGAAGGCACUCCCGAUGGACUUUAA